UAGCUGGGCUUCUGACGGCGUUCCUAUUCGAAGAUUCACGGUGGUUACGUCACAGGUCACUCACUGCGCAUGAAUUUUUGCCUCUGUUGCCCUUUCGCACGGCGGAAUUUAGCGGCUCCCAGAUACGGAAUCCAAGGGACAAGGAUUUUGUAUAACGCCGGAAGUGUGGCGAUCACGGCCUCUUUCCGGGAGUAAUAUGGCGAAAUAUUAUACUGGCCCUGUCAUGGCCAGGAUACGAGCUCUGUCGAAAAACAAGACGCUACAGUAUGGACUCCCGAUGAUGCUGCUUAUAAUUGGUGGUUCUUUUGGGCUCCGUGAGUUCACCCAGAUUCGAUACGAUGCUCACGAGCGCCACUGCAAGGUUGAUCCAGCUUUGGAAGAAAAACUCAAGAAGAAUAAAAUGACACUGGAAUCAGAAUAUGAGAAAAUGAAAAAUUCCAACUUUGAAGACUGGAAGAAUAUCAGAGGGCCCCGUCCAUGGGAAGAUUCUAAGCCUCUUCAAGAGCAGCCGCGGUAGCGCCAGCAAAGUCUUAGUUGAAGGCCAGCCUGUCUUCAUUCACUUGGUGUGCCCUUGAACUGUUUCUUUCCAGUGGAUGGGUGAACCAGUAGUUAACCCCAGCAAGGAACAAACUGUUUUGAUCUGAUAGCAUGCCUAAGCAGAAGCCUUGUAAAUAAAGUUCUUGAAAUGUG
This is a messenger RNA of Rhineura floridana, 690 nucleotides long. Its product is annotated as cytochrome c oxidase assembly protein COX16 homolog, mitochondrial. The transcript has 4 exons. Bases 197 to 517 code for a protein of 106 amino acids. NCBI's taxonomy places the organism in Eukaryota, Metazoa, Chordata, Lepidosauria, Squamata, Rhineuridae. Gene Ontology annotation, biological process: mitochondrial respiratory chain complex IV assembly. Gene Ontology annotation, cellular component: mitochondrial inner membrane. The record is from RefSeq and is a predicted model, not a curated record.